GGUUGCGAAGAGUAUGAGCACCAACGCCUGUUUGGCCGGCCUCCAAAUUUUGAAGGUUAAGUUGGAGAAGGAUCACCCCGAUCUUACUUGGGAUUUCACCGAGAUGGCCGAGUAUGUAAUCGGGGAGAUGGAUACUCCACGUGAAGCAGAGAAGGCGCCCGAGCCUCCUACUGUAGAGGAGCCUCGAAGUGAUUCUGCUCUUGCCUCACCUUUCCCAAAGGCGCCUAGUGCUGGGGAUGCCAACUCAGGAGCUGAGUGAAAAAUGGGCGUCAACCACAGAGGAUCCCCUUUUUUUAUAUAUGUAAACGUUUCCAUUUGUGGGCGCGAUCUACAUAUAAAAUGUUCUCGUUGGU
Molecule: messenger RNA, 353 nt
Organism: Linum trigynum
Lineage: Eukaryota; Viridiplantae; Streptophyta; Magnoliopsida; Malpighiales; Linaceae
Source: the annotation of a GenBank genome assembly